Molecule: messenger RNA, 3402 nt
Organism: Corvus hawaiiensis (hawaiian crow)
Lineage: Eukaryota; Metazoa; Chordata; Aves; Passeriformes; Corvidae
Gene: SCARB1
Product: scavenger receptor class B member 1
Exons: 12
Coding region: 46-1560 (504 amino acids)
Biological process (GO): recognition of apoptotic cell; cholesterol efflux; plasma lipoprotein particle clearance
Cellular component (GO): caveola; cytoplasm
Molecular function (GO): lipid binding; low-density lipoprotein particle binding; scavenger receptor activity
Source: RefSeq, a predicted model, not a curated record
GCGGCGCCUCUGCCGGCUCCGGUUCGUUCCCGGCUCCGUCGCGCCAUGGCCGUGGCCCGGCGCAGGCUGUCUGUGGGGCUGGGGCUGGCCGGGGUGGCCUGCGCCCUCGUGGGGGGCUGCCUGCUGCUCCUGGGGCCCGUCAUCAUCAGGCAGCAGGUCAUCAAGAACGUCAGGAUCAACCCCAGCAGCAUCUCCUUCCAAAUGUGGAAAGACAUCCCUGUUCCUUUCUACUUGUCAGUGCAUUUCUUCGAAGUGCUGAACCCCAAGCAGGUCCUCCAGGGAGAGAAGCCGGUGCUGAGCCAGCGUGGACCCUACGUGUACAGGGAGUACAGGUAUAAAACAAAUAUCACGUUCCACAACAAUGACACAGUUUCCUACCUGGAGAACCGGAACCUUUUCUUCCAGCCAGACUUGUCCAACGGCACCGAAGACGAGUAUGUUGUUGUGCCAAACAUUUUGAUGUUGGGAGCAGCUGUGAUGAUGGAAAAACUGCCAAAUGUUUUGAAGAUUUUACUGAGUGGAGCCCUGGCUGGCCUGAAACAGGAGGCGUUCAUGAACCGGACAGUGGGGGAGAUCAUGUGGGGGUAUGAAGACCCCCUUAUAGACACAAUAAAUAUGCUUGUUCCUGGCCUGAUCCCUUUCAAGGGGAAGUUUGGAUUAUUUGUAGAUUUUAACAACUCCAAUUCAGGACUGUUCACAGUAAACACAGGCAUGAACGACAUCAGUCAAGUUCAUAUGAUUGAUUCAUGGAAUGGGCUAAAGAAGGUGAACUACUGGCGGAGCAGCCAGUGCAACAUGAUCAAUGGGACAGCAGGGGAGAUGUGGCCACCGUUCAUGUCCCCGACCUCCCUGGAGUUCUACAGCCCUGAUGCCUGCAGAUCCAUGACACUGGUGUAUGAGCAGUCUGGGAAGUUCAAGGGUGUGCCCACCUAUCGGUUCGUGGCACCGAAAACCCUCUUUGCCAACGGCACAGAUUAUCCACCCAACGAGGGCUUCUGCCCCUGCAUGCAGUCUGGCAUCCAGAACGUCAGCACCUGUAGACUCAAUGCACCGAUGUUCAUUUCCCACCCUCACUUCUACAACGCCGACCCAUCCCUGGUGAGCGCAGUCGAAGGCCUGCACCCCAGCAAGGAGCAGCACGGGCUUUUCCUCGAUGUGCACCCUAUGACGGGCAUCCCCAUGAACUGCUCCAUCAAGCUCCAGCUGAACCUGUACAUAAAGCGUGUGUCUGGUAUAAUUCAAACAGGGAAGAUUAAGCCCGUGGUCCUGCCGCUGCUGUGGUUUGCAGAGAGUGGAUCCAUCGAAGGCUCAGUCCUAAAGCAGUUUUACAACAACCUGGUGCUGCUCCCGUCGGUGCUGGACUACGUGCAGUACAUCUUCCUUGGGCUGAGUGUCCCACUCAUUAUCUCAGCAGCUGUGCUCAUGGCAAUGAGUAAGAGAGGCGCUGCUGAGAAGAGCCCCUGUCCCCCCUCCACGCAGAGCAAACGUCCCCCCUCCUCCGAGACCACGCCGCUCCUGCACGACGCCGACGCCCUGAGCCAGGACGAUGCCGAGGCCUGAGCCGCCCGCCCUGCCACGCUGCCCGCAGGGACACGGCCACGCUGCAGGUGACACCUGCUUCGGAUCCCCAGAGCUCUCUGGAAGGUGAAGUCCUGGACAGCUCAGCGGAGUCCUGCACAGCACGGCAAAGCCACGGGAUAAUCCUGCUGCUCAGCAUUCCCGCUCAUCCAGAGACCCCGUCCAGACACUCAGCACAGCGUUCAAGAACCCUUGUCCCCAGGGGCCAGCCAGGCCCCUCUCUCCGGUGGAAUGAAGAUGGUUGCUGACUGAUCUGAGAAGUUAUUUGCAAUUUAAAACUGCCUAUUGCUAGGGAUAAAAGGCACUUUAAUGGGAGCCUUUAAAAUAAAUGAGGUUUGUAUAGGUAGCGCUGAUGGGAUUUAGUGAUCUUUUUAAAAGCCACUGUUCAUCUCACCAAAUGGGGCACGCUGUCCUGGAGCCACUUACAGUUUUAUUGCCACUUGAUGUAACUGGACUACACUGCAAAUCAUUUCUGGGUGCUGUCACUUCAGUGAUGUCGCUUCCCACAGUACCUGGAGCCUGCCUGGGGCUGCUCCAGCCUUUGCAUGUGUUGGAGAGUAGUGGUGACUUUUAAAGCCCCAGUUCUGUGCCAUGACCUUGUGCUCCACAGUGAUUCCAGCUCACAGCCCUGUUACUUAAUCUCUCCUGGCUGUAGGUGACUGCGUGAGAUGAGCCUUGGCAAAACCUCGGUGGUACAUCUGAGCUGUCACUCAGCUCCUGGCAGUUGUCCCCGCUGCCUGCUCAGCCAUCCAGGACCAGCUCUUCGGGCCGUGACCAUUGGCACAUUGGCCAUCAGUGGCUCUGGUCACACUGCCUGACUAUGGGAAGGGGGAAGCUUGACCCUGUCCUUGAGUGUUACUGAAGAUAUUUUUGCUUUUGAGAGGGAGGAAUAUGUGCAAUCAUGAAAGUAACAGUGGCCUUAAGUAGGGUUUGAUUAAAGUAUUGCAUAUUUCUGAAAUGGUGUGUUGAGUGACCUGGGGCUGGAUGUUACUGGGGGUGGGUGGCCUUGGGUCACACUUCAGUGGGAAGGAAGCCCAAAGCCCAGGAAUAUUUUUGGAAGAUUACUAGUCAGUAGUUGUCUACCACACCUGCCUUGCCCACUUCCAGCCAGGAGCUUGGGAAAGCAAAGGGGCCAGUGCUGGAGCAUCUGGCAAGAGAGGUGGGGAAUCUCUGCUGUCUUGCAGCAGAGGACUUGUUUCCCUGGGUGUGACAUGGGUACUCUUGGGGUCUGGACAUCUUUGUCCAGGACAGCCCUGUGACUUCCUAGUGGGCUAAGCAAUACUUUUCUCUUACACCUCCAUUGCUCUUACUGGUCCUCUUAGCACAGGACCUAAACCAGACUCGUCCUGGGCCAGUGCAUUCCUUACUGCCCAUGUCCCAGUCCUGCAGUGAGCCUAGGCUGCCUCACCAUGGAAGCAGCCGUGCUACAGCCUGGGUCACAGCGAGGAAAGGCGGCACUUUGGUCCAUGGGCUGAACUCCCCUACAUGCCUAAAGUGUGUCUUGCAGGUAUGACAGCCAAGUCCCUCCUUGUGGCCACUCCUGGGUUAUCUCUGUGGCACAAAUCCCCACUGAGAGUGAUUCUUCAACUGCAGCUGUAAACUCUCUCUGGCCUUGAAUCCGAAUGUAUGCACUGGCAAACAGCAGCUCACACUCACAGCCUCGGCCAGCGGCGAUGGAGCCGGGAGUGGGGCAGAGCCUCUGGGACAGCAGGGCGUACAGCAGCAAUACCCUCCCUGUGAGAGGCUUUAAUGACAUUACGGUGCUAAUUGCAGCUGGACGAGUGAACACAAAUAAAACGCGGGCAUACCGCUGUUAGCACAGGC